AUGGUGAACUCUUCCAAACUUUCCAGAGCGAGAACUAUGUAUGGAGCAAUGGCAAUGGCAACUGCGGUCUUUGCCGGCAUUUAUGUUGCGCGGACUUACAUAUUUGGUGCUAGGAAAGAAGAGGCUCAAGGUCCUAGACUUACGAGGUCCAUGUCCAUCGCAUUCCUCCAUGGAGGGCAGCUGGCCUUGCAGAGAUUGCUUGAAUAUCAUGAAGCUCGAGCGGAUAAAUCAGCAGUGGAGAUAGCUGAAUGUGAGUUGAGGACUCACCUUGUGGAGCAACGCCCUGAUUACAAGAAGCUGCAGUCGAUUGUUGCGAAGCUUGAAAUGAGUGGAAAAGAAGCCAAGGCAAUUGAAAUAUUGAAGAAAGCAAUAGCAAAGGCGCAUAACGAAGGAAAAAACCAUGAAGCAUAUGAAAAUGAGAUGCUACUGGUGGAAAUGCUUAUAUACAAGGGUGAUUUUGAGGAGGCGCUAAGCCGUGAAUGCUUGCAGCAUGUAGAGAUUUCAGAUGCAAGGCGUCCGCUGUACAAGGCUAUUAUUUACAUCAUGUUAAAGCGCAACAAGGAUGAAAUUAUAGAAUGCUGGAAAGAGUUUAACGCUCUAAAAGAACUCCAAAGUUUGCCUAGUGACAAUGAAAGCUUGGAAGAAAGCCAAAUUCAUAAACUCAGUACAAAUUAUGAGGAGUUCGAGAAGGUCGUCAACAUGCUCAGAAAUGACAUAGAGGGGCAAGCAAGGAAGAACAAGAAAUAAGAGAUGAGCUUUUCACUAGUAAAUUUCCCUUUGCUGUCAGAAAACAAAGGGAAAAAUAGAAAGCAGUCACACUUACAAUACAGUGCACGUGGAAGUGAUAAGUAAUCAUUUUGUAAUCUUUCUAAAGUUCAUUACAAAUUUCCAAUUAACCAAGAAUUACCUUUUAUUUUUUAGUCAAGAAAUCGGAAUGGUGUUAUAAGAUAAUGUUCUCUUACCAAAUUUAAUUUCGAUAAUAUAUUCAUAUAAAAAUUAACUUACUCAA
Messenger RNA from Pyrus x bretschneideri (Chinese white pear), 1009 nucleotides. RefSeq lists its product as uncharacterized. Bases 1 to 747 code for a protein of 248 amino acids. The record is from RefSeq and is a predicted model, not a curated record. The transcript is spliced from 4 exons. NCBI's taxonomy places the organism in Eukaryota, Viridiplantae, Streptophyta, Magnoliopsida, Rosales, Rosaceae.